ACGUCAGUCUCUGCUUCUUAAAAAAAUAAACAACACAGCAAAAGACGUGUGGUUAAAAUGGACUCCCCUCUGUCCUGCCAUAUAAUGGUACAGUCUGACAACGUCCUGCGCGGGAGCGGAAAACGUGCAUCAGAGCAGACUAUAAGGAAAAAGAGGCGUUGUGUUUUCCUGUAAACAUUUUGAGCUGCAACAUCACUUUACUGAUAUACUAAAAAAGUAUUUGGCUUUCUUACAGACGUCUGAACAGACUACAGCUUGGUUCAGCAUGACUCGAGACUGGAAACCAGGUGAUCUGAUCUUUGCCAAGAUGAAGGGCUAUCCACACUGGCCUGCAAGAAUCGAUGAAGUCCCAGACGGUGCUGUGAAGCCUUCCAACAUCAAGUUCCCCAUCUUCUUCUUUGGCACUCAUGAAACAGCGUUUCUGGGCCCGAAAGACAUCUUCCCAUACCAGGCCAACAAAGAAAAAUAUGCCAAGCCCAACAAGAGGAAAGGCUUCAACGAAGGAUUGUGGGAGAUUGAGAACAACCCAAAAGUUGAGCUCACUGCACCAAAGCCAGUUGCUCCUGAUUCUUUCACUGCAAAAGAUUCUGACAGCAGCCCAGAAGGAGAAGAGGAAGCGGAGGACAAGGGCACAAAACCCAAAGUUCCGGGAAGUGAGGCUGAGCAGGAGAAAGAGAAUGAGGAGGAGGAGUUGGAGGAGGAGGAGGAGGAGUUGGAGGAGGAGGAGGAGGAAGGGUCUCUGAUGUCUGAGCAGGGUCCUCAGAACCAGGAUGGCUCGACACAGAAAGAAUCCACAGAUGCUCCGAAACCCAAGAGAGGGCGAAAGAAAAAGAGUGAGGCUGAGCAGGAGAAUGAAAAACAAGAUGCUCCUGCUAGUCCUGUCAGCCCCUCAGGUGCAGAGGCUCCGAAACGAAGAGGAAGGAAGCCCAAAAGUGAAAAGUUACUUUUGCUCCAGCAUCAGCAGGACCAGCAAGGCUCAGGAAGUGAAAUGGACACCGCCGAGUCCGACAGGAAGAGAAAGAGGGCAGCAGAUGACAAGUCCAAGAGUGGAGAGGAGGAGAAGAGGAAGAAGGAGGACAGCAAAGGAAAGGAGGCAGAGGGAAAGGAGCCUGACACCAAGAAGAAGAAGAAGGACGACAGCUCCUCGGGCUCUGAUGAUGAAGAGAAAAACAAAGGCAGAAAGAAACACCAAAGCUCAGAAACGGACAAAGAAGCGCGGCGACGGAAAGCAGAGGAAUUGAGAGAGCCAAACAAAGAGGAUGGGAAGAAAAAUGAAGAGCGGGCGGGAGCCAAGAAAAAGGAAAUGUCAACUGACUUGAAGCUCCAGCGGCUGCACAGCGAAAUCAAGAUUUCCCUGAAAAUUGACAACCCUGAUGUGAAGAAGUGUUUGGAUGCAUUGGAUGAGAUCGGCGCCCUCCAGGUGACGACUCAGCACCUGCAGAAACACAGUGAGCUCAUCGCCACGCUCAAAAAGAUCCGCAGAUUCAAGGCCAGUCAGGACAUCAUGGACAAAGCCACCAUGCUGUACAACAAGUUUAAGAGCAUGUUUCUGGUGGGAGAGGGCGACUGUGUGCUCAGCCAGGUGCUCAACAAGUCUUUAGCUGAACAGCGGCAGCACGAGGAGGCCAAGAAGGGAGCGCUGAAGAAAGUGGAGCAAGCCAAGGAAAACAACCCAGACAAGUUGACGAAUGGUGAUAUCAGCCCUGAAGAGAAGAGGCAGGAGACGGAGAAAGAGAAGCUUCUUGAAGACACACCAGUGGGAGAAAAUAACAGUGCCCCAAAAAUGCAGGAAGAGUCCACUUGAGAAGACGCUGAAGAAAAGAGAAGACAACUGCUGCUGUACUUAGACUGGGCUGACCAACUACGACCUCCUGUCCAGUACCUUUUUAAUGACUGACCACUGGUUUCCAGUUUACUGACAGUUUCUGUCAGCAUUGCUGCUUAAAGAUUUAAGUACAUCAAACCCCCUCCACUCCCCAGAUAAAGACUGACUGCAUAUUUUAUUUUUUUACUUUGUGUAAUCUUUACCUUUCACACACCUGUUGAGUCUGACUAAUGACUGUGUAAAGAGGAAGAACUUGUAGAUCUGUAGCACUUAGAUCUUAAUGAGCAUGCUCACAGAGACGAGGUUAGUGCCAUUUGGUCCUAUUUUUCAUAUAGAGUAGGUGGCUUUUAUUGUACUCAGUAAUUUAAUUUGCAUUAAAAUUGUUUUUGGAUCAACAGUUUGAUUUUAAUCCACUUACUGAGGUUGCACCGCCUAAAGACAGGUUUAGUUGUAGUUAGAAGCACCGUCAUAAUGUCUCAUAAUACUGGCUGCAUUAACAACUAAAAGAUUAACAAACAGGAAAUCUCAAAAGUUUGCCAAAGUUUAUUCUGCCAAGUUUUCUCAAACACGUUAAACUCUGUUUUAAAAGUUUUGUUUUUAACGUAGAUGUAAAUAAGAGUAUUUUUGUGCCUGUCUGAUGACCUGUUUCAACAUCCAAUAAUAAAGUAGAACAUACAUGUAUAAUA
This is a messenger RNA of Centropristis striata (black sea bass), 2511 nucleotides long. RefSeq names its product PC4 and SFRS1 interacting protein 1a (gene psip1a). Gene Ontology annotation, cellular component: nucleus. The record is from RefSeq and is a predicted model, not a curated record. Gene Ontology annotation, molecular function: transcription coregulator activity; double-stranded DNA binding. The coding region runs from base 266 to 1804 and encodes 512 amino acids. Gene Ontology annotation, biological process: regulation of transcription by RNA polymerase II. NCBI's taxonomy places the organism in Eukaryota, Metazoa, Chordata, Actinopteri, Perciformes, Serranidae. The transcript has 17 exons.